Molecule: messenger RNA, 2590 nt
Organism: Rhineura floridana
Lineage: Eukaryota; Metazoa; Chordata; Lepidosauria; Squamata; Rhineuridae
Gene: TUBGCP4
Product: tubulin gamma complex component 4
Exons: 18
Coding region: 236-2335 (699 amino acids)
Biological process (GO): meiotic cell cycle; cytoplasmic microtubule organization; mitotic cell cycle
Cellular component (GO): spindle pole; centrosome; gamma-tubulin complex
Molecular function (GO): microtubule minus-end binding; gamma-tubulin binding
Source: RefSeq, a predicted model, not a curated record
GGGAAGGAAGGGUGCUUCCUUCCCCACAAACAGCCGCUGUUCUGACGCAGGGGCGACACCGACGCCCUUUAGUCCCCCAGGUCAGGAGCUGCUUGAAUCGCCCCGCCACAGCCGGCAGACGCGCCUGCGCCUUUUGCUACGGCUGCAUGCUCAGACCCACCUUCCCAUCGUGCCCCGCGCCCCACCCGCUCCCUUCCUGCCGCCGGCCCUUGAGCGGCGCCUCGCCGCCGGCGCGAUGAUCCACGAGCUCCUGCUCGCGCUGCGCGGCUACACCGGCGGCCUCUUCGUCGCAGGCGCAGGAGGAGGCGGCGGCGUCUGCCUGCAGGUGCCUCAAGAGCCGCCGCCGCCGUUCCUGCACCCGAGUGAGGCCGCCCUCCUGGCCCGCGUCUGCCGCCUGGGCGCCUUUUACAUCCGCUUCAGCGACUUCAUCGAGCAGUUCGCCGCCGAGCACGUCCAGCCGCCGCUCCCGCAGGGACCCCCCCAGCAGCAGCCCCCGCCCGCCGCCGCCGAGCACGCCCCCGCAGCAGCAGCAGCCCCGCCGCCCACGCAGCCGCAGGAUCUUCACCCCUCACAGCAAGGAAUUUAUCUACGGGCUUUCUGCACUGGGCUUGAUGCCAUCCUGCGGCCGUACCGGCAGGCCCUGCUUGACCUGGAGCAGGAGUUUCUGGCAGAUCCUCACCUUACCAUCUCUCAUGUCAACUAUUCUCUGGACCAAUUUCAGCUCCUUUUCCCCUCACUGAUGAUUGUGGUGGAGCAAAUAAAGACCCAGAAGAUCCAUGGCUGUCAAAUCCUGGAGGUUGUUCACAGACACAGCCGUGGUGGCCUGCCACCUGUACGCCAUGCUCUAGAGAAGGUCUUGGCCGUGUGUCACGCAGCCAUGUAUAAGCAGCUCUCUGCCUGGAUGCUGCAUGGGUUGCUCUUGGACCAGCAGGAGGAGUUCUUCGUCAAACAAGGCCCUUCUUCUGGGACGAUCCCUGCCCAGCUCGAAGAGGAGGAGGAGGAUCUGGGAAUUGGAGGGCUGACAGGGAAGCAGCUGCGAGAGCUGCAGGAUAUGAGGCUGAUUGAAGAAGAGAACAUGCUGGCUCCGUCACCAAAGCAGUUCUCUCUGCGGAUAGAAAUGUUGCCUUCCUACAUUCCCAUGCGCGUUGCUGAGAAAAUCCUCUUUGUAGGCGAGUCUGUCCAGAUGUUUGAGAGUCAGAAUGUGAGCCUUACCAAAAAAGGCUCCAUCUUGAAGAACCAGGAGGACACCUUUGCUGCGGAGUUACAUCGUCUCAAGCAACAGCCUCUCUUCAAUCUGGUGGAUUUUGAGACUGUGGUUGACUGGGUGCGGAGCACCGUGGCUGAGCACUUGUGGAAGCUGAUGGUGGAAGAAUCUGACUUAAUAGGACAACUGAAGAUUAUUAAAGAUUUUUAUCUGCUGGGGAGAGGAGAACUAUUCCAGGCUUUCAUUGACACUGCACAGCAUAUGUUAAAGACGCCUCCCACGGCAGUAACAGAGCACGACGUCAACGUGGCCUUCCAGCAAUCUGCCCACAAAGUGCUGCUUGAUGACGACAGCUUGCUUCCUUUUCUUCAUCUGACCAUCCACUACCAUGGGAAGGAGCACAGAGAUGCUGCUCAGGCGCGAGAAGCACCUUCUCGGGAAUUAUCUCCUCACGAAUCCCCCACCUCAGGCUGGGCUGCUCUGGGGCUCUCCUACAAAGUGCAGUGGCCUCUGCAUAUUCUCUUCACUCCUGCCGUCCUGGAAAAGUACAACGUGGUCUUCAAGUAUCUGCUGAGCGUGCGACGAGUCCAGGCUGAGCUACAGCAUUGUUGGGCCCUGCAGAUGCAAUGCAAGCGCCUGGAAUCCAACAGGACAGACGCCAUCAAGUGGCGCCUGCGCCAUCACAUGACUUUUCUUGUGGACAAUCUACAAUACUACCUGCAGGUGGAUGUCCUGGAGUCUCAGUUCUCUCAGCUUCUACAGCAGAUCAACGCCACCCGUGACUUUGAGAGCAUCCGACUGGCACACGAUCACUUCUUGAGCAACCUCCUAGCGCAGUCCUUUAUUUUGCUGAAACCAGCUUUUCACUGCCUGAAUGAAAUACUGGAUCUCUGCCACAGCUUCUGCUCACUUGUCAGCCAGAACCGGGGACCCCUGGAUGAGCGGGGUGUGGCUCAGCUGAGCAUCCUGGCCAAGGGCUUCAGCUGCCAGUCUUCACUCCUGUUCAAGAUUCUCUCCAGUGUUCACAACCACCAGAUAAAUUCAGACUUGGCUCAGCUGCUGUUGCGCCUCGACUACAACAAAUACUACACGCAGGCUGGAGGCACUUUGGGCAGUGUGGGAUUAGAAUAGACCAGUCCAGGCAUGGAGGCUGUUGCCAACAUUUCCCCAGGAAGCAGAGCUCCCUGUCUCUAGUCACAAUACCCGUUCUGGCUUCUGGAAGAGGUUGUCAAGGGAGGGAUUGACUUGCAUCUUGGUUAUCGGAUCUAUUGGGACCUCACCCUGGCACUUAAAAAGCCACUGUACUUCAUUAAAUACAUCUUUAAUGCUGCUGCCCUUGUGAUGAAUAUUUUGCCACAGGAGAAGUAAAAGUGCUGCAUACAAUUA